CACAGAACCAUGAGCCAGGACAGCAAAGUGAAGACAACGGAGUCUAGCCCCCCGGCCCCUGCCAAGGCCAGAAAGUCACUGCCUGUUCUGGACCCGUCGGGGGAUUACUACUACUGGUGGCUGAACACGAUGGUCUUCCCAGUCAUGUAUAAUCUCAUCAUAGUUGUCUGCAGAGCCUGUUUUCCUGACUUGCAGCAUGGUUAUCUGGUGGCUUGGUUCGUGCUGGACUACACAAGUGACCUUCUGUACUUCCUGGAUAUCAUAGUGCGCUUUCACACAGGAUUCUUAGACCAGGGCAUCCUAGUAGUGGACAAGGGGAAGAUCUCGAGUCGCUAUGUUCGCACCUGGAGCUUCUUGCUGGACCUGGUUUCCCUGGUGCCAACGGACUUGGCCUACCUGCGCCUGGGCCCACACGUACCCACUCUGCGGCUGAACCGGUUUCUCCGGGUGCCCCGCCUCUUCGAGGCCUUCGACCGCACGGAGACACGCACAGCUUACCCCAAUGCCUUUCGCAUCGCCAAGCUGAUGCUUUACAUUUUUGUCGUCAUUCACUGGAACAGCUGUCUGUACUUUGCCCUGUCACGGUACCUAGGCUUUGGGCGAGAUGCGUGGGUAUACCCAGACCCUGCACAGCCUGGCUUUGAGCGCUUGCGGCGCCAGUACCUCUACAGCUUCUACUUCUCCACGCUAAUCUUGACCACCGUGGGAGACACGCCACUGCCAGCCCGGGAGGAGGAGUACCUCUUCAUGGUGGGCGACUUCCUGCUAGCCGUCAUGGGUUUUGCCACCAUCAUGGGCAGCAUGAGCUCUGUAAUCUAUAACAUGAAUACAGCCGACGCAGCUUUCUACCCGGACCAUGCUCUAGUGAAGAAGUACAUGAAGCUGCAGCAUGUCAACCGCCGGCUGGAGCGACGAGUUAUUGACUGGUACCAGCACCUGCAGAUCAAUAAGAAGAUGACCAAUGAGGUCGCCAUCCUACAGCACCUGCCUGAGCGGCUGAGGGCCGAAGUGGCUGUGUCUGUGCACCUGUCUACUCUGAGCCGGGUACAGAUCUUCCAGAACUGUGAGGCCAGCCUGCUGGAGGAGCUGGUGUUGAAGCUGCAGCCCCAGACCUACUCACCUGGAGAAUAUGUGUGUCGCAAGGGGGACAUUGGCCGAGAAAUGUAUAUCAUCCGUGAGGGUCAGCUGGCCGUGGUGGCAGAUGAUGGCAUCACACAGUAUGCUGUGCUCGGUGCAGGCCUCUACUUUGGGGAGAUCAGCAUCAUCAACAUCAAAGGAAAUAUGUCUGGGAACCGCCGCACAGCCAACAUCAAGAGCCUAGGUUAUUCAGACUUGUUCUGCCUGAGCAAGGAGGACCUGAGGGAGGUACUGAGUGAGUAUCCACAAGCCCAGGCCAUCAUGGAGGAGAAGGGCCGCGAGAUCCUGCUCAAAAUGAAUAAGUUGGACGUGAAUGCCGAGGCAGCUGAGAUUGCCCUUCAGGAGGCCACAGAGUCCCGGCUACGAGGCCUCGAUCAGCAGCUUGAUGAUCUACAGACCAAGUUUGCUCGCCUCCUAGCUGAGUUGGAGUCCAGCGCCCUGAAGAUUGCCUACCGCAUUGAACGACUGGAGUGGCAAACUCGAGAGUGGCCAAUGCCAGAGGAUGCAGCUGAAGCUGAUGAUGAGGGUGAGCCUGGAGAGGGAGCUUCCAAGGAGGGAGUGGAAAAGACUGGCCAGGAGAGACCCCUAGGCCCAGAGCUGUAG
Ochotona curzoniae (black-lipped pika) is the source of this 1740-nucleotide messenger RNA. RefSeq names its product cyclic nucleotide gated channel subunit alpha 4 (gene CNGA4). Bases 10 to 1740 code for a protein of 576 amino acids. Gene Ontology annotation, molecular function: voltage-gated potassium channel activity; protein-containing complex binding; intracellularly cAMP-activated cation channel activity. The transcript is spliced from 6 exons. The record is from RefSeq and is a predicted model, not a curated record. Gene Ontology annotation, biological process: monoatomic cation transmembrane transport; potassium ion transport. Gene Ontology annotation, cellular component: intracellular cyclic nucleotide activated cation channel complex; plasma membrane. NCBI's taxonomy places the organism in Eukaryota, Metazoa, Chordata, Mammalia, Lagomorpha, Ochotonidae.